CUGGAUGUCGUCAAGUACAUUUGCACUGAAUUUUGGAAAUCAGCCUUCAGAAAGCAAGUAAAUUCCCUGAAGACAAAUCACCAGUAUCUUACAGAGAUUGACAAGUAUCUUGCUUUCCCUUGCGGUCUUAUAAGAGGUGCUCUUUGCAGCUUGGGUCUAACCUGUGUUGUUAGCGCUGAAAUUGAGGAGCCGCCCAAAUGCAAAUUUAGCGUCAGAUUACUGCCAAACGAGGAGGUGUACAGUAAUUGA
Protopolystoma xenopodis is the source of this 249-nucleotide messenger RNA. Lineage: Eukaryota; Metazoa; Platyhelminthes; Monogenea; Polystomatidea; Polystomatidae. The record is from the annotation of a GenBank genome assembly.